AUGGCACAUGCCAGCAGGAAAGGAAGCAGGAAAAGCUGGGGAGGGUUUCUGGAUCAUUCGUUUAGGGAUAUGAAUUCAGAGGAUUAUGCCUAUGAGGAUGGGAAUUAUAGGGAUAUGGAUUCAGAAGAUGAUGAGUUUGAUGAUGGUGAUUCUCUUGAUUAUAAUGUCAAGAAGUUGCAUCCACCGCGGCAGAACUACACCAUACUGAGUGAGGAAGAUACACGUCGACGCCAAGAUGAAGAUAUUACAACGAUAUCUGCUGUGCUUUCAAUAUCAAAAGCUUGGUCAAGUAUUCUGAUGCGCCACUAUAAUUGGAGUACCAGUAAAGUUCACGAAGCAUGGUUUGCAGACGUGGAGAAAGUACGCAAAGCUGUUGGUUUAUUAGAGCAACCAAUCGUUGAAAUCCCAGAAAAGGUCAAAGAACUUACUUGUGGAAUCUGUUUUGAAAUUAAUUCUCUUGAUAAGAUGGCUGCCUCUGUUUGUGGCCAUCUCUUCUGUGUUUCAUGUUGGGCAGGUUAUAUUAGCACAUCAAUUAAUGAUGGACCUCAAUGUUUGAUGCUGCGAUGUCCUGAUCCAUCCUGCAAUGUAGCUAUCGAUCAAGAUUUCAUCGAUCGAUUCGCUUCCGACAAAGAAAAGGAGAAGUUUUCUCUUUACCUUCUUAGAUCUUAUAUCGAAACAAAUAGGAAAAUCAAAUGGUGUCCUGCUCCAGGUUGUGGAUAUGCUAUAGAGUUUGAGGUUGGUAGUAGUGAAAGCUCUGAUGUUACUUGUCGCUGUUCAUAUAGCUUUUGCUGGAGUUGCACCGAGGAAAUUCACCGGCCGGUGGAUUGUGACACCGUGGCUAAAUGGAUGUUGAAGCAUAGUUCUGAAGGUGAAAAUGUGAAUUGGAUAUUAGCUUAUACCAAACCUUGUCCCAAGUGGAAUCAUCUGGGUGAUAUUUUGCUUGUUGUGUCUAUGCCUUAUAACUUUCAUACAGCUAUUGAAGUUGAGGCAUUGGCUAUACGGUCUAUGUUAUUGGAAGGGAUUUCUGAAGGAUAUAGUUGCUUGAUGGUGGAAUCGGACCAGCAGGCGAUUAUGAUCGAAUUAUCUCCAACACAGUGA
Molecule: messenger RNA, 1098 nt
Organism: Telopea speciosissima
Lineage: Eukaryota; Viridiplantae; Streptophyta; Magnoliopsida; Proteales; Proteaceae
Product: probable E3 ubiquitin-protein ligase ARI5
Exons: 3
Coding region: 1-1098 (365 amino acids)
Biological process (GO): positive regulation of proteasomal ubiquitin-dependent protein catabolic process; ubiquitin-dependent protein catabolic process; protein polyubiquitination
Cellular component (GO): cytoplasm; ubiquitin ligase complex
Molecular function (GO): ubiquitin conjugating enzyme binding; ubiquitin protein ligase activity; zinc ion binding
Source: RefSeq, a predicted model, not a curated record